Mesorhabditis spiculigera is the source of this 609-nucleotide messenger RNA. The record is from the annotation of a GenBank genome assembly. NCBI's taxonomy places the organism in Eukaryota, Metazoa, Nematoda, Chromadorea, Rhabditida, Rhabditidae.
AUGACGACUCGCAUCAAGUACUUCUACGACGUACUCUGCCCUUCAUCUUGGCAAAAUUUGCUGAGACUACGAGAGCUGCCCAGCACGAGCUUCACCAUCGACUACCAGCCGGUGGUCAACAAGCGGAUGAAGCUGUUGAAAUUACAACGUGAAGCCGGCAAGCGCUUUGUCCCCAUCAACCCGGAGCAAUUUUUCGCGGAGCUCUACUGCAAGGAUUCGCCCACGAUUUCAGCGGAGCAUUGGCAGGUUCACGAGCAACUCCUUGAAGAACUGAAUCAAACGCCGCACAUGUUCCUGCAGGCCGUGAAGCUGUACUUUUCCGAUCGAUACGUGGACGCUAUUGAUCACCUCAAUCGUCGCAUCUGGGAGCAACGGCUGCCCGUGUCGAGGGGUUACCACCUAUUCCAGACCGCCACCGCCAUGGGCUUCGAGUUUAGGCAAUCCGACUUUCUCGUCACCCAACUCUGCCAUCACGUCGUCAACGAGGCGUUGGGCAAGGGAAUCGUCGACGCGAUAGAACAUGGGGCCGUCCGCGCACCGUUCUUCGUGUUGUCGAACGGAAACGGAACCGAGAAGCGCUGCUCCGAAAAACUCGAUGAACUAAUUCAA